Myripristis murdjan (pinecone soldierfish) is the source of this 3182-nucleotide messenger RNA. It is a transcript of the gene calcr, whose product is annotated as calcitonin receptor. Gene Ontology annotation, molecular function: calcitonin receptor activity. Gene Ontology annotation, biological process: positive regulation of cytosolic calcium ion concentration; cell surface receptor signaling pathway; adenylate cyclase-activating G protein-coupled receptor signaling pathway. The record is from RefSeq and is a predicted model, not a curated record. The coding region runs from base 327 to 2108 and encodes 593 amino acids. NCBI's taxonomy places the organism in Eukaryota, Metazoa, Chordata, Actinopteri, Holocentriformes, Holocentridae. The transcript has 16 exons. Gene Ontology annotation, cellular component: axon; plasma membrane.
CAGACCGGCGUUCUGCCUGCGUGCGCUCCCGCAAAGCGCGCACCGCCGGUCAUAAAACGAGCUCAUAAAAAGUAGGCAAAUGGACAGAGCCCCGGCACGAGUAGCACCUGACUGAUUUUAUUGUGUUUUGUACAUCCAUGGAGGAAAAAAAAACUUUGCUCUGACAUUGCGUUAAAUAGGAGCGUAGACGAUGGAAGUCAGUCUCCAGUCAGGCUCCGGAUCUUGGCCAGACAAAGCCGGGCUUCUCUGAACCUCACAGCAUCUGUUUCAGUCAGUGGAACUGCAAUCUCUGAAAUCAAAGUCAGAUUUGUCUGGGAGAGGAAGAUAUGAAGGUGGCAAGCUCCCUCUGGCUCCUGUUUUCACUCACGGUGUGCAGGGCGGCGGCAGGCGCUGAGCCCACCGCAGACACAUCGCUCAGACCUGGGCAGGGCAUAAUGGAGAGCCAGGGCCAGGCGCUGAGCCAGCGUCAAUACAAAUGUCUUGAGCCAUCCAGCAGAGACCAGCCACACAACAGAACCGGUGUGUACUGUAGUCGUAUGUGGGACGGCCUGUUGUGUUGGGAGGAAACACCUGUUGGGACAUAUUUAACCCAGAGCUGUCCAGAUUACCCCGGACAGGACCCCACCGGAAAAGUGACAAAAUACUGUGACGAAUGGGGUAAUUGGGUCCAGAGUCCCUCCAUUAAUAAGACUAGGUCCGGCUGUCUACCGGCUCCAAAGGACAAAUUAAAGGCGGCAGCCACCCAGCUUUUAGGGGACCCUGCAGUGGAGCCCACCAUUGAGGCCAGAGUCAGUCCCAUGGUCAGCCCACAGGAAGAAGAAAUCAUCAGGAAGAAAAUCCUUGACGGCCAGUACAAGUGUUUUGAGAAAAUGAAUCGAGAUCCUCCUUAUAACAAGUCAGGGCUGUUCUGCAGCCGUAACUGGGAUGGCUGGCUCUGCUGGGACGACACUCCGGCGGGAACCUACACGUCCCAGAACUGCCCCAAUUACUUUGUCGACUUCGAUUCCACAGAAAAGGCAACUAAGUAUUGUGGGGAGAACGGGCAGUGGUUUCGCCAUCCAGACUCCAACAGGACUUGGUCCAACUACACACUCUGCAAUGCAAACACCAAGGAGAAGUUAAAGUCGGCGUACAUCCUCUAUUACAUGGCAAUAGUGGGUCAUGCUUUGUCCAUCGCCUCCCUGCUCGUCUCUCUGGCCAUCUUCUUUUACUUCAGGAGCCUGAGCUGCCAAAGGAUCACACUGCACAAGAACCUCUUCUGUUCCUACGUGCUCAACUCUGCCCUCACCCUCAUCUCCCUAAUCGCUGUGGUCAGCAACCCCGAGGUGGUUGGCCGAAACCCGGUUGGCUGCAAGGUCUUGCACUUCUUCCACAUGUACAUGCUGGGCUGCAACUAUUUCUGGAUGCUCUGUGAAGGCAUCUACCUGCACACGCUCAUCGUGGUGGCUGUGUUUGCUGAGGAGCAGCACCUGCACUGGUACUACCUCCUGGGCUGGGGAUUUCCCUUAGUGCCGGCGUCCAUCCACGCCGUGGCAAGGAAGAGGUAUUUUGAUGACAACUGUUGGAUGAGUGUGGAAACCCAUCUGCUCUACGUGGUCCAUGGCCCCAUAAUGGCAGCGCUUCUUGUCAACCUGUUCUUCUUGCUGAAUAUUGUAAGAGUGUUGGUGACCAAGUUGAGAGACACACACCGGGCAGAGUCCAACAUGUACAUGAAGGCAGUGAGAGCCACCCUGAUCCUCGUGCCGCUGCUGGGAAUUCAGUUCGUCAUCUUUCCCUGGAGGCCGGAGAACCGGCUGGCUGGGGAGGUCUACGACUACAUCAUGCACAUACUCAUGCACUACCAGGGUUUACUGGUGGCAACAAUAUUCUGCUUUUUCAAUGGGGAGGUGCAGGCGGCUCUGAAAAGGCAGUGGAUGCAGUACAAGACCCAGUGGGGCCAGCGGCGGCGGGACCACUGCUCCAUGCGCUCCACGUCCUACACAGCCACCUCCAUCACCGAGGUACCCACCUUCAUGUAUCACCAUGACUGUAACAGCGAACACUUGAACGGGCGCCACACGGAGGACUCGGAACUGGUGGCACUAAAAACAGGGGAGACGUACGCUUGACCCGCGGGUUGGACGGAGGAAGAGGAGGAAGAGCAGCGGUGGGAGCAGCAGAAGAACCAUGAGGAGCAACUGGGAUCUAUGCCACAGAGACAUAGGAAAGAAAACAAAUGUGGUUUGCCUGCCGCAUCUCCGUGACUCCAACCGCGAGGCUAAGACUGGUCUGCUCAAACCCCGGACUGUGGGAAGACAUUUUACGGGUCUGGAAAUAAAGAGCUAAUUGAGAUGGAGGUGGAUUAGCUAAGAGGCUGGCGCUUCAUUUUAUGUCACAUUGCUGCUGCUGUGCUGGUUUUGGAGAACUUGUGGCAUGAAGCGACAGCUGCGCUUGAAACGUGUCACCUCCUAAGGCUGCUAAACUGCGUGAGCUUGCUCACAGUCGCAGGGGCUUCUGAUGGUGGAGACGGAAAUAACUGUGACAGCGAGGGUGGUGAAUUCUUCUGUUAGGAAGGCAGUGAUAAUGAAUGUGACAAUGAUGAUGAUGAUGACAGCAGGUAUGAAUGAUAUGAUGUAGAUGAGAGUCAUAAUUAAGAUGAUGAUAAUUGAGAAGGUUGUAAUGAAGAACGAGGAAUUCUACUUCAGCUAACUUUACUUAUACCAAAAGGUACUGCAUGUUGGUCACAGGUGCAAAAUGGCAAUUUGUGUCUGGAUUAAACUGAGCACAGAUGUGAUACCCCGAAGUAAAACGCACAUAAUCACAUGAUGCACACACACACACACACACAUACACUUACACACACACACGCACAUGCACACACAGCACAGGCCCGAUCAUAUGUGCCAUAGCAGAGGUCAAAAAUCAAAAGGCCCUACAACUGUGUACAUAAUGUAUGUUCACCUUUUCAUUUAAAAAGUGUUAACAUGUUUUGAAAUGGAUUUUUUUUCCCCUCUCUGUUUUAUUUCUUGCCAACUCCUAAGUACCUGCUGACUGUCUGUCCUGUGACGCUGCACUCCCGACUGCUUUGCUGUUUUUGCAGUUGCUGUAUUUGUGCCAUCACUGAACAUCACAGGGCUGAGAAGCAUAAAGUCCAGAAAUGCUAAACACACAGAAAUAUGAAUAAAAUUAUCUAUAUAUUUUGA